Schistocerca americana (American grasshopper) is the source of this 936-nucleotide messenger RNA. RefSeq names its product C-type mannose receptor 2-like. NCBI's taxonomy places the organism in Eukaryota, Metazoa, Arthropoda, Insecta, Orthoptera, Acrididae. The record is from RefSeq and is a predicted model, not a curated record. Bases 1 to 936 code for a protein of 311 amino acids. The transcript has 5 exons.
AUGAGGAAUCGAAAACAACUUUUCCCAGAGGAGACGGCGUUCAUCCCCCGCGGCUACGAGCUGCUGGCCGGCGUGGGCGUGUACAAGGUGCACCGCGCGGCCGCCGACCAGGGGGCGGCGGCCUCCCGCUGCUGGCUGGAGGGCGGCCAGCUGACGGUGCCCGCGGACGCGCUGGCGGGGCUGCUGAAGCGCGCGCACGUCGCCGCCGCUCUCACCGCCAUCACGGACCGCGACAACGAGGGCCACUUCAUGUCCAACCUAGGUAACUCGCACCGGCGCUUCAUGAACUACAUACCGGGUGAUCAAAAAGAAGAACGUGACGUAGCAAGACGUGUGGCCGGCUGUACAGGUGGGUCUCUGGACGCGGCGCUGCGCGGCCGCUGGGUGGCUCGCCAGCCGGACAACGGCGGGCUGUCGGUGCGCCGCGAGGACUGCGUCACGCUGAGCAGCGGCGCGCUCUUCAACGACGUGCCGUGCGACCAGCCGCUGCCCUUCGUCUGCAAGCUGCCGCUCUACCCCGUGCCUCCAGCCGGCUACCAGUACAUACCAGGCCUGGGCUUCUACAAGCGAUACACAAAACCAGAGAAAUAUGAGGAGGCGAAGCGUAUCUGCGAAGGGGACAGCGGGCACCUCGCAGUACCGGAUACGUUUGAGGAGGCCGAGGAGCUGCUCAAGCUGGCGGCUGGUGACGGCCGCUCCUCCUACGUCGGCAUCAGUGACAUCGAGAGAGAAGGAAGCUUCGUCACCGUCAUGGGCCAAUCGUUGGGUGAGUUGGCGUUUGACAACUGGGCUCCGGACGAGCCGAAUGACUUCCUGCACUUCCUGGGAGGCGAGGACUGCGUGGAGCUGAAAGCGUCUGGCCUGCUCAACGACAUCAACUGCGGCAUCGCGCUGCCGUUCUUCUGCGAGAGACCGUUGCCCUCCAGAGUGAGGUAG